Molecule: messenger RNA, 2372 nt
Organism: Pseudonaja textilis
Lineage: Eukaryota; Metazoa; Chordata; Lepidosauria; Squamata; Elapidae
Gene: ACSF3
Product: acyl-CoA synthetase family member 3
Biological process (GO): fatty acid metabolic process
Molecular function (GO): medium-chain fatty acid-CoA ligase activity
Source: RefSeq, a predicted model, not a curated record
AUGUUAGGCUCCUGUCUGCUUUUUAACAGGAGGCAUUUGACCUGUGUGUUUGCAUGUUGCCAGCCUUUUCUUGGACGUGACUGUUUCAGGCUCCGGACUAAUUUCUGUGCUCUCAGAGAACUGCCUGCCAGAUGGAUAUCAGCUUACAGAAAAGUUGCCCCUGUCUUCACCAGAGCAUUAGCCUUUGGAGAAAAGGUAGCCAUCAUUGACCAAAGAGGAGAACACACCUACAAAGAUUUGUACGCUCGAAGUCUUUGCCUCUCCCAGAAAAUCUGCAAGGCCCUUGGAAACUCAGAGGGUGACCUGAAGGGCAAACGGAUCUCCUUUUUAUGCCCCAACGAUGCUUCCUAUGUCGUGGCCCAGUGGGCUACCUGGAUGAGUGGAGGUAUUGCUGUGCCUCUGUACAGGAAGCAUCCUGUGUCAGAACUGGAGUACUUCAUCCAGGACUCUCAGAGUGCCCUUCUGCUCGCUGAGGAAGGGUUGGAGGAGAAAAUGACCCCUACAGCUGAGAAACUGGGAGUGCCUCUACUCUCACUUCCCCGGUCUGGGAAGGGGGAAGGGAGAACGGAUGGAUCUGCUGGAGAUGCCGGUUGCCCCAUUUCGGAGUGGGAGGAGAGAGGGGCCAUGAUCAUCUACACCAGUGGGACCACGGGAAGGCCCAAGGGGGUCCUAAGCAGCCACCAGAAUGUCCACGCUAUGAUAACCGGGCUGGUCGAGAAAUGGGCCUGGACAAGCGACGAUGUCAUUCUCCACGUCCUGCCCUUGCAUCACGUCCACGGGGUGGUCAACAAACUGCUGUGCCCCCUCUGGGUGGGGGCCACCUGCAUCAUGCUGCCCGAGUUCAGUGCAGAAAGGGUCUGGGAAGCCCUGCUGAGCCUCCAGCCCCCCCGGGUCAACGUCUUCAUGGCAGUGCCAACCAUCUACAGCAAACUGAUCGCCUAUUACGUGGAGCAUUUCUCUCAGCCACGGGUCCAGGACUUCAUCCGCGCCGUGUGCCAGGAUCAUAUCCGGUUGAUGGUCUCGGGGUCCUCGGCCCUCCCGGUGCCCAUCCUGGAAAAAUGGAAGAGCCUCACGGGGCACGUUCUCCUGGAGAGAUACGGGAUGACGGAGAUUGGGAUGGCCCUUUCCAACCCACUGCACGGGCCUCGCGUUCCAGGAUCGGUCGGGACUCCGCUGCCCGGGGUUAAGGUGCGCGUGGCCACUGGAAGCUGGACCAAGGAUGAUUCCGCGUUCUGCAUCCACGCUGAAGGGGACGAGAUGGGCACAAUGGUGACUCCGGGCUUCGAUGCCAAAGAAGGGGAGCUCUUUGUGAAAGGACCCACGGUGUUCCGGGAAUAUUGGAACAGACCUGUGGAGACCCAGGACGCCUUUACUUCCGAUGGCUGGUUCAAGACAGGGGACACCGCUGUGUAUCAGGAAGGCAGCUACUGGAUCAGGGGACGCACCUCGGUGGACAUCAUCAAGAGUGGAGGUUACAAGAUCAGCGCCCUGGAAGUGGAGCGCCACCUGCUGGCCCACCCCAGCAUUGCAGAUGUUGCCGUGAUCGGUGCCCCGGACCUUGUCUGGGGUCAGAAGGUCAGCGCAGUGGUGGAACUCCGCAAGAGCCAGGAAUUGUCUCUCCAGACCCUCAAGAAAUGGGCCAGGGAGACCAUGCCCUCUUACACCAUCCCUUCUGAGCUGCUCCUGGUGGAGGAAAUUCCCCGCAACCAGAUGGGCAAGGUGGAUAAGAAGCAGCUGCUCAAACAAUUCUACAGCACCUUGUGAAAGCCUCUGCCUCGGCCCGAUGGAGCGCGGGUCUCUGUGGCCGAAGAGCAGGACUGGACGCCCUUCCUUCAAAGCCGGACCCUGAUCCUUGGGGGUUGACUUGCCUUUAGCUCGUCACCCGGAAGACCGAACAGGGCCUGGGCUCAUUAGCGGCAGAGGAGGCCUUGCUCCGCUGCUCCGCUCCUCCUGCGCUGGCCUACCAGGAACACGAGGUCUGCUGGCGGAUGGGGAAGAGGCCCUGGCGUGGCCUGUGGCCCUGCGGGAGGCGGACAGAAGCCACGGCCUCCCUUGGCUCAGCCAGAGUGCAGGAAGGCCACGAACACAGCACAGGUGCCUCCUCCCUCCUGAUGCCCCUCCCAAAGAUGGGGAAACGUGGGCCCGAAACCUCCCCUCCCCUCUGAGGAAGGGGGAGUCCCUCCCCCAAGCGCGCCUGCGGAGCCAAGGAAUCCAACGCGGGAUUGUGCGUGUCGGGAAGGCAAGCCGCUCAAAACGGAAGUCACGUCCAUUCAGGUCACCUCCCCCCCUUUUCCACGCUCCUCCUGCGCAGCUCCGGCUUUUUAAAAAUCCACAUUAAAUUAAUAUUCUCAUUUCUGUCCCUGAAUGUAUUU